This is a messenger RNA of Alligator mississippiensis (American alligator), 8805 nucleotides long. RefSeq names its product ligand dependent nuclear receptor corepressor (gene LCOR). Lineage: Eukaryota; Metazoa; Chordata; Crocodylia; Alligatoridae. The transcript is spliced from 8 exons. Gene Ontology annotation, molecular function: DNA binding. The record is from RefSeq and is a predicted model, not a curated record. The coding region runs from base 65 to 1843 and encodes 592 amino acids.
GGGACGCACGCAGGCACGCACGGACGCAGGCGCAGCGCGGCGGGGCCCCUCCCCGCCCCAGAAGAUGGCGAGUCCGUGCGGGCGGCAGGACUGCUCCAUCGAGAGGCGCGGCGUCCGCCACCAGCUCGACUCGUGGCGACACAAGCUCGUGCACUGUGUAGGGUUUGAAAGUAUUCUAGAAGGGCUGUUUGGACCUGGAUUAUUAAAAGAUCUCAGUUUGUUUAAAGACUGUGAGCCCGAAGGUGUUUCUGAUUGGUCUUUUGAUGAAAAUUGUCUUUUCUGCUGCCUGAGAAGAGAAAAAGUGAAGGAACACUUAGUCAGUCUGGAUGAGCCAGCUUCGGAAGCUGGGCAAGAAGCUCUGCUUAGACAAGAGCAAGCAAAAAUCAUUCGGUUCGAGAGGCAAGCGGAAGAGUUCCUCAAUGCAGUCUUUUACAGAAAAGGUAGUGGAAGCCAAAUGAAAUGCCUGGUUGGUUUUAAGAGACACUGCCAGGACAGUCCUAGGGUCUCUGACCCCAAUAUUCCCCUAGUGGCCCGUGAGAUCAUGCAGCGAAUGAUCCGGCAGUUUGCUGCUGAAUAUACCUCAAAAACUAGCUCUACUCAGGACUCCAGCCAGCCCAAUAGCACAAAGAACCAAAGCCUGCUGAAAGCAUCUCUGGUCGCCUCCUCUCCCACGGCUGCAACUGCUCAGAACCCCGUGCUCAGCAAACUUCUCAUGGCUGACCAAGACUCGCCUCUGGACCUCACUGUCAGGAAGUCUCAGUCAGAACCUAGCGAACAAGACGGAGUGCUUGAUCUGUCCACCAAGAAGAGCCCUUGUGCCGGCAGCGCCUCCCUGAGCCAUUCCCCAGGCUGCUCCACUACUCCAGGGAACGGGCGACCUGGGAGACCCAGCCAGCACCAUCCAGAGGGACACCGGAGUGGUGAUGGGGUACCUCCAAGAAGCUUGCAGGAUGGCACCAGGGAAGGUUAUAGCCACUCCACAGCUCUUAAAGUGCCGCUGGCUCGAUCACUGCAGAUUAGCGAAGAGCUGCUGAGCAGAAACCAGUUUUCUACCGCUGCCAGCCAUGGGCCAUCUGGACUGCAGAAUCAUGGACAGCACUUAAUAUUAUCCAGGGAGGCUUCUUGGGCAAAACCACACUACGAAUUCAAUUUCAGCCGCAUGAAAUUCAGGGGAAAUGGUGCACUCAGCAACAUCAGUGACCUUCCUUUUCUUACAGAAAACUCUGCCUUUCAAAAAAUGGCACUUCAAACUAAACAGGAUGGGAAAAAGGACAUGAGCCAUUCGUCUCCUGUGGAUUUAAAGAUACCACAAGUUCGAGGCAUGGACCUUUCAUGGGAGUCCCGCACUGGCGACCAGUACAGCUAUAGCUCUUUGGUAAUGGGUUCACAAACGGAGAGCGCGCUUAGUAAAAAGUUAAGGGCUAUUCUUCCGAAGCAAAACAGGAGAAAUUUGCUGGAAGCUGGACCAGAUUCCUGGGGCUCAGAUGCUGAGCAGUCUACCUCUGGACAGCCAUAUCCCACCUCCGAUCAAGAGGGAGAUCCUGGCUCCAAGCAACCUAGGAAGAAAAGAGGGAGAUACAGACAAUACAACAGCGAGAUCCUGGAGGAAGCAAUCUCUGUGGUUAUGAGCGGGAAAAUGAGCGUUUCGAAAGCUCAGAGUAUUUAUGGGAUUCCCCACAGUACACUGGAGUACAAAGUUAAAGAGAGGCUGGGCACUUUGAAAAACCCUCCAAAGAAAAAAAUGAAAUUAAUGAGGUCGGAGGGGCAGGAGGUUUCGGUAAAGAUUGAAUUAGAUCCCCAGGGAGAAGCAGCACAAAGUGCAAAUGAAUCAAAAGAUGAGUAGGGAGGCUGUAGAGUGCCAAUUACUUUACAAACUGGGUGAGCACUACUGCAUUGUUCAACCACCGCCGAGUGCACCUCAUUCCUCUCUGCCACCUAGCGUAGAUUCGUGUGGACACAGGUGAAAGGUGUGCUCUGAAUGUCGCAUAUUUGUAAAUUUUCUAGCCUGGUCUGGCUCAGAAUCUGCCCCCACCUUUUCUUUCUUUGUCUUUUUUUCUUUCCCCUUUUUUUGCCUUUGCAUGUUUCUCUACUGUUCUAGAGAACUGAGUUACCUCACUAAAGAGCGCAGACACGUGGAAGUGGACUCCUUACCUGUAGAGCCUGCCUGUACUUUUGUUGUUUGAAUUCUUUUUUCCAUGUUUGCCUUUCAAAAAGCAAGUCCACUUCGUUAAACCGAUUCACUCGUAUACCAGGCUUUUUUGAAUGAGAAUCAGACUGUCAUUUUGUAAUUCAGAAUGCCUCACAUUCUCCAGAAACAUUUUUUUUUUUUCCUUCUUCUUCUUUCUUUCAUCGAGUUGAUUGAAGGAUUAAGGUAAAUCAAGCUCUUUGAGGAAUGGCAGAGCUCUUGAACUUGGAGAUUGGUUAUUAGAUAGGUAAUCAAUCGGGUCUAAUUAGGCUUUCUGCCAUUUUCUUUCUAAAUUCAAUUUAUGUACCAUUAGCAAUCUGCUUAGUGCUCACCCGGAGGGGCGGGGAGGGGAAACUACAUACACUACCUUCAGAAAUACUUCGGUUAAUGACGUAGUAACACUACCUUCACUGUAAUUUUGUUUGAUACUUUCUAAGGGUGAGAUUUAGACUCACCUGUCUGAGGAUGUAGCCUUAUCUCACGGAAGACGAGCUCCUCGUGGUCAGGAGUGGUCAGGGUACACUAAACGAUGUAUUAGGGUAUGCCUCGUUUUAACAGAACUGUGGUUCUUUGCAACCUAUACACUUUUUACAGGCGUGAUUCAGAGUUUACUGAACGGUGUGGUUCCAACAACUAGUUUAAGCAACUCUAAUCGGGGAGAGGGGGGUACGUGGAACAAAUUACUGUGAUCUUGCAAAAAACAAAAAAACCACAAAAAAAACCCACAACAAACCCGUGAUCUCAUGAACACGACAACCUCAAUAGUCUGCCCAAAUAUCCACGCUAAUGAAGGAGCUGUGUUAAUGUUCAGGGAAGAAAUAAAACACGCAGGUAGCCUGACCGGAUUUGGGCUCCACAUCAUAUCUAGCUGUAACACUGUCAGGGUCGAACACCCAAUGGGUGUUUCCUUUUUAAAUACUACAGUUGCCAGUAGCAGGAAAUACUCUUGUAUAUCCUGCAUAUAUAUAUAUAUUUUAUUUUAUUUUUUUUUUGGUUUUUUUGGGGUUUCUUUUGUUUUACCUACUGUUGGUUUAAUAGUGGUUUAGUGCAGCACGCUAGCCUAAGCAGAUAAACAUCAUAUAAGCACUCCGUACACCACGAAUCCACUCUUUUCCACGACAGUGAUAUUUUCAUCCUUCUCUAGAUCCAGGAUAAGUUUUGUACAGAACUUUGGUCUUUGAUGCUUUCUGCAGGAGCGGUCAAUAGCUCGAUACAGCUUACUGGACUUACUACAGUUUGACCAAAUCAGAAUGGCUGGUUCUUCAGGUAGAAACGAUUUGCUCUGAAUUUCAAUCUGUGCAAAAGGUUGCUAGGACUGCCAUUGUCCUAGGUGCACGACCAAAAGAAGCGUUGGGAUUUGUGUGUGUGAGAGCAUUAAGCGCUGUUGGUGAUUGAAAGUGGAUGCUCAAAGUUCACUGGAGGACGACGUAGAUAGCCCCAGGGCUGCUGAAUAAAUUCUGGAGCGGUUAAUUCAAUUAGCCUUUUUGUUUUAGAUAUCUAUCUAUCUACCUAUCUAUCUAUCUGUCUAUCUAUCUAUAUAUAUAUAUAUAUAUAUAUCUUUUCCAGCAACCUAUUAUGUUCAGAGGUUAGGCACACCAUUGCUGUCAUUUUAAAUAUGCACUGCUCAUUCUUGAGAAGGACUGGGCUCUUGGCCCAAGUAUGCUGUGUUUUUCUUUACUUACUCUAUUUCAACACUCGAAAGCCUGGUUCCUCUUAGCUCUCUAGCUGUCGCGGCCGCAUUUAAAGCAGUUUUCCGUUCGGUAGCUAGACUCUGCAGUGUGUUCCAGUGUCGCUGGGGAUUGCAAUAAAGGUGCAGUGAAAUGCGUGGCGGGUUCAUCGGUGGUUGAAGGUGAGGGCGGUAGGUUUUGCUGCAAGCUAGAAGUGCAACACUUGCAUAACGCUGUUCGGAGAGGUUUAACCUUUUGGCAGUUGUCUUUAUUUAGGUGAGGUAUGAGUUGAGUUUUAUAAAACUUGUCCUUAUAGUGUACGGUGGAGUGAUCAUUUUACUAACGUGACUAUUUUGUACGUGUAUGGUUAAGUGGAUGACAAUCGUGCAGCAGAAGAAUGGUGUGCCUACCCUUGAAUGCUGCAGUUCAAAAAGAGAACUUGUCUUGUGUCAUUUCCGACUGUAGGCUAAGGCUUGUAAAUAGACAGUGAAAAGUUGAGUACUCUUUUUAUUAUUUGCUUUGGUUAGAAAGUGAAUUUAAAAAAACAAACCAAACGCUUAACUUUCUCAGAUAAACGUCCUGAGACCUGAAGAUUGUAAUACUCAUGUCUGCGAAGCUUUUAAAUGUUAACACUUGAGAUCUGUGAGAACUUAAUAUUCAGGUAAUCUUUCUUUCCCGAGAAGCUUUUGAACAACCAUAUUUCCUCCAAAGGUCUCUGUUUAAAAAGAAAAAAAAAGAGAAAAAAAAAGUGUAGAUUAUUUUUUAAGCACUAAUUGCAUUACGUUGGUAACUGCAAUAUAAAAUAGCCAUUAUUGUUUUGUGAAGCAUGGUUGAGAUUCGUUAGUGGUCCCUUUUUAAAAUUUCAUGAGCCUCUCAAAAAAAUAAAAACAAAUUAAAAAAAAAAAGCUGCUGAAUAUUCGAAAGAUAUAUAUUUUACCUUAUUGUAGGGUUUGUAAAUUUAGUCUGUAAUAUUCAGGUGCACCUUUUAAUGUUAAAUCUUUGUUUCAAAGUCCAUCGAACGUAUUUUCUCCGCGGUGAUUCAUCCCGUGACUGGUCUCACUCCAGGUGCUGCAGUGAUUACUGAUGUUUGAUUUCUUUCGUUCACGACGCAUUCUCGACAGGCGCUUUCAGUGUAGCCGUGCGCGUAGUAUUUGGGAUCCUUUUGAAUAGAUAAUUGGAAGUAAUGUUUGUCCAUUAGCAUGCUUAAUUUUCUGCUGACCGGCAGUUUGCGUGGCCAGACCCCCCAGUCGAGCGUGUGCUGCGGUGGGAAGGUUGCGGCUCGCAGCCGUCUGUAACAAAAGCCUCGUUUCUCAAGUUAUUACCGGUAAGUGGACGCUUGCUACUCGGGCCCGUUGGACAGGAGACAGGGUGGAAACCUCGUCCCUCUUCCUGCUCUCGGGAGCAGGCGGCCCAGCCCGGCCCGUCCGGCGUUCCCAGGUGCUCAUGUUCACUCCUUCCUGAGGGUGCCCAUCAGCUGUGGUCAUUGGAUUCAGCAGUAUUGUUGUGUGCUCCGUUGAUGUUGUCGGAAAAGGCUGACACCAAGAAACUGUGAAUCAAAUACUUGUGGCAGUCUCUGGGUUUUUCAGUCCAGGUAUCACGAAGGAGAAUCCCUCUCCCUGGUUCCCAGCCUAGAAAAGUGAGUUCCUUAUUCUGUGUGUACACAGUUCGAAGAAUCAAGUUGCAUAUCGUGCCGAAGUUUAGAUGUUGCUCGGUCAAGCUUUGCUGCAGCAUGUCGCUGAAGACGAGUCGGGUCCUGGUGUGGAGUUGGUUGUCGUACAGUUCAACACGUGUGAAGUGUAGCGGAUUUUAUUUGGACCUGUGAAACGUGAGAGUGCUUUGUUAGUGCCCCGGCGAGUCCGCGACCGUUGUCACCUCGCUUUCAGCCAGCUGGAUCCUCCUCCCACUACGUUGUAAUAAGCAGCCUUACCUUGGCCAUGGCACUCGAGCACAGCUGGAAAGGGUCGCACGCUCCAGCUGGGUGUUGCAGAGGCAGGGAGCAUUUGGGCUAGGUGGUUUCUGUCGGGAGAUCCCCAGAAGUGUUCCUACCCUAAAUUUUCCUGAAACGGGUUUCACGAAAGGUGCGCACUCGUUGCCUCUCGCUCGGUAACGCGUUCGGCCUCUCCAGUCGUAUCAGGAGCUUUUCUUUGCGGUUCUUGCCCAAGCUGCUGCGAGGACGCUCUGGGCGCACGAGAGGCAGCCGCGCGUGGCCGUUCAGACCGGUCGGGGCCAGACGGAGGACGAGUCGUGCCAUUUGUGGCGGACCCGCGUUUGCAAGAGUCGGAGCGUUUCCUUCGUGGAGAUGCUGAGAAGCGCGUUGCCUUCCCACAGGAAUUGGUUAGGGUUUUGCGAAGCUACCUGGGAAGCCGUGCGCUAGGCGUGGGGCAGACUGAACGGCAGAGUUCGGUUCAGAUCCAGCGGCGUUGUGCUCGCUGGACAGGAUGGUUGUGCCGGUGACAGGUGGAAUGAAUGCAUGCUCCCAGCUGCGUCUCUUCGGUCGGCGUAGGUUUUAGUCUCUCUUCUGGGCUGUCCUUGAGCUUUCGGGGGUGGUGGGGGAGAUCGUUGAAUGUGUUCCUGGAGCGAAGGGAAAUGCUGUGCAGUUCCCUUGUCUAGGCCCAGAGCAGUGCUGCUCUGAUCCAGAAAAUGGAGAGUUUUUGUUCUAAUGAAGACGGGAUCGGGACUCUUCAUCCUCGGGAGGCGUACGCCAGCUCCGGCUCCAAACCUGAUGAAGGAGAAUUUUUUUAUGCUGUACAGAAAGCUUUAUUUGUCACGGUGAUUUUUGUCUUAAAUUCUCUGCCAAAACAGGAAGGUAGCACAGGGAGGGUUGUGUUCCCUACGCUUUGGUGAGGCUUGGGAGGAUCUUGGUUUUCCCCACAGAGAAGCUUCAGCGACGAGACGCGGGCCGGUUGAUAUCCUGUCGAUCGAUAGGAGCACACAAGCUACAUCCGCAGGAUUCCCUUUCCGGGAUGGGUUUGGCUCCUGCCAAGGUUUUCGGGUCCUUUUGAAGCGUAUUCAGAACUCUAAAUUAGAUCCUGCAGAAACCUGAAAGUAUGCACUGCUAGUUAGUUGUGGUUCUUUUGGAUGUAGCAAAUAUUAUAAUCACUAGAUUUACUCUUUCUUAAGUAUGUAAUAUAUACACAUUUCAUCAUAUCUCGAUCACUAAACAGAGAUGUUAUCCACUCAGACAAACUGAUCCACAGGUACACUCCACAUAUACCAAAAAAGCCCCGUGAGCAGUCGCAUGUACACAUCCCACCGCUCACCUCGCUCGCGGAUCCUUGGGUUUGACUAGGGCAAGACUUGUAUACCAGUAUUACAGCAGUCAUGGAUUUCGUGUCCUGCAAAAUUACACCCGUACUCAGGUAAUCUCCUGGAAACCUUCAAUUUAAGAUAGCCUUAUAUAAUCCUCAUGAAACUUUACGAGCCCAGUUGCAAGCUCUGGUUUCUCACCCUUAUUACGGUGGCGAAGGACUUUUACAAAUUUUGCCCGGAAUAUUUCAUUGUCUUUUACAAAACAUGCCUCACUUGUCCCUAACGAGCGAGUGAUGGAAUUUUGCAAGGCUCUAAGUAAUUAUCUUUGCAAAUACGUCGGUCUCGGCAGGCGCGAUGGGAGCUUGAACAGGGACGUGGACAGAUGCGUCGGAAGAGAAUUUUAGUGGUCGCUAGCCAGAUCAAAUCUGACCGAGAGUCUCUCUUUUCCGCCCCAAAAAACAAAGACAUCACAGCUGCUACAGCUCUUACUCGUUCUAUCAAAUAACCGGUGCUACAUUUCUCAAAGAUUUUUGAAGAUCGUUUUUAUGCACGCGAGAGCGUGCGCAGUCAACUUGCCUGUCGCCAUGAAAGCGCGGCUGACCCGUGGUAAAUUACCAGAAAAGGGAGAAUUUUAGCACUUUUUCUGUUAACAGCACUAGAGUCUUAAUUUAUCUGGUCUUCAGAGUCUUGGAUACUGCAAGUGUUACAGCCUGAGAUCAUUAUUAACCACUUUUCUGGUCAGAUCACAAGUUCUCUUGAGAGAUGAAUCUGUCUUGUAAAGAAGACUACAAUAUUUUAUAACGUUCAGGCAGCGGGCGUGCAGAUGCCUGAUGUUUGAAAGAAACAUUUCAAAAGACCAUUUCAGGGCUUGAAAUUUGGAAUCGGGGAUGGUGGGGAGGGAGGAGGGAAGUUUCCCAAAAUGAAACAUCAUUUUAGGCCGUUGUUUAGUGUUCGUUUUGACAAAUAUAUCACUAGGAAAAUGGGUAGGGAUUCUUUCUCCCUUAUGCCUUCAGGGAAUGAGCAGUAUUUGGCUGAAAUUCAAGCCUUUUUACCAUGUAAAUUUUUAAUAUAAACUCACUGACAUGCUUUUUACAUCAGAGGACUGAAAAUGGAUCUUAAUGUUUAAGUUGCGGAACGGUAUAUUUCUUAACCGAAGGGGGAACAUUAAAAGAAAAAAAAAACCUAACUAGAUUAGAAUACCAGCAUUAGUGAGCUUAAGGAAUUUUAGUAUGUAAUAGCAAAGUAUAGCAAAGUAUUUGAUUAAAAAACCUAAUCUUGAACUGCUAGUCUGUAACUAGGUGCAUUCUAAUUUAGCAGGUGAAUAUUCUUUACUUAUUGAUAUAUGAUGGGCUUUUUGCAAAUAGAAACCUUUAUCUGAGUCCCAGGUGUUGCUUGUCCGGAUGGGAUGUAUGCUUACAGCAGCUUACUGCUGCUUUAAAAAUGUAUAAAAUAUGUUUUGAGUGUUUGCUCAUAACUCUUUCUAACCUCCACUCGUUCAAUCGUCAGGCGUUGGUAUUUUAUCAGUCCGCAAUGUAAGUUGAACUAAUGUUCUUAGGAAUCCAACUUGUACACACACUGUUUAAAAACCCUCAGGGACAGUUUACACACUAUCCUCACUCAAUUCAGGUACUUGUACUCUAUUCUUAAACCUAGCAGUGACUUGUAUUUUGUUUUGCUUUUCUUUUGACGUGCUGAUAGCACAUC